Molecule: messenger RNA, 1482 nt
Organism: Phacochoerus africanus (Common warthog)
Lineage: Eukaryota; Metazoa; Chordata; Mammalia; Artiodactyla; Suidae
Gene: STMND1
Product: stathmin domain containing 1
Exons: 5
Coding region: 173-1003 (276 amino acids)
Biological process (GO): microtubule depolymerization; neuron projection development; regulation of microtubule polymerization or depolymerization
Cellular component (GO): cytoplasm; neuron projection
Molecular function (GO): tubulin binding
Source: RefSeq, a predicted model, not a curated record
CCGGCAACUGCCCAGGUGUCGAGCGCCUCCUGCCGAGCUUUUAAGCGCAGGAGGUGGGAGAGGCUGGAGGCGCGGGGCUUGGGCAGGGGCGCAGGGCGCAGGCGCGCGGCGAGGAGCGCUCGCGGGGGCGCACGCGGCAGCCGGGCGGGAGGAGCAACGCGCGGCGCGCACCAUGGGCUGCGGAGUUUCCCAGCCCACGGAAGAACAGAGACGCGUGCCCGCUCCCAAGAAGGGCUGGGAAGAGGGAUUCAAGGCUGAUGUCGGUGUGGCUCACUCCCGGGAGAAUUGCAGACCCCACAUUGAAGCUGAGCUGCCCACGGGUACUGUGGGCAGCCCCAGAGGCCUGGAAAAGCAGGCCCCGUUGGGAAGCUUACCUGGAACCGUUCCAGAAAGUUCCCCAUCUCCUAGUGAAAGAAACGGAAGAAUAAAUUCAGACCUAGUGAUCAGUGGAUUAACGCAUAAACCCCAACCUUUAGAGAAUCGAGAGCGGCAGACAUCAUCAGCCAUCCUGGAGGAAUUAAUUGUUCAAGGAAUAAUACAAAGCCACAGCAAAGUCUUUAGAAAUGGAGAAUCAUAUGACGUCAUGGUAAACACUACUGAGAAGCCACUGAAAAAACCACCGGCCAGGCUGAAAAAACUUAAGGUCAAAAAGGAAGUAAAAGAUUUCACGAUGAAGGAUGUGGAAGCGAAGAUGCAGGCGGCCGAGGAGCGCAGGAAGACUAAAGAAGAAGAAAUAAGAAAAAGGCUACGGAGUGACCGGCUUCUGACCCCAGCCCAUCACUCAGACUCAGCUGAUCCGUGUCGGGAGGAGGCUCCAUUUGCCAAAGGACUUGACACUAUGAGCUCUGCCGUCUGGAACCCGUCUGACCUGCGGGAAGAAAAGCUGUUGACAAGGAAGAGGAGUGAAAGUGACGUGAACUCCGAUGAUAGAAACCAGAGUUACGAAGGUAUUGGGGUCGUGGAGUCAGACAUGUCCUACAACCAAGCAGAUGACGUAUUCUAAAAAGCUGUUUUCUGUCGAUUUCAUCCAAAGGCAUCCAGUUCUCCCCAGGGGUGACAUUCUUAGUGUGUCUCGUGUCUUCUUUACCUGCCUGCCCCCCGCCCACAGGGGUGGUGCCUUGGGCUUGGCAAUGACUGCGUGAGCUGCCGGGGCUGGUGCUUAGCUGAAUGAAUGGAAUGGCUUUAAAGAAAACAAGGAUUUGACUAGCUUCGGUAGUAUAAAGUUCUUCCUCUUCGCUGUAGCUUCAAACACUGCGAAGAUCUCUUUAAUUUAUGAGCACCUUGCAGCUUCCAUUAAUGUAUUUGUGCCAAAUGAAAUCCUUCUUUGGGGUUCCUGCCCCUUGGCUGUGUCGGUCCACUGAGUGUCCUUUAAGACAAAUUGUAGGGGUUUGUGUUAAGGAUUUUAAUGAUCCAUAUGUAUGCUUCUUAUGCUGUAUGUUCAGAUGGUUGUUUUGUUGUUGUUGUUGUUUUUUAGGGCCACAC